Messenger RNA from Klebsormidium nitens, 3072 nucleotides. The record is from the annotation of a GenBank genome assembly. NCBI's taxonomy places the organism in Eukaryota, Viridiplantae, Streptophyta, Klebsormidiophyceae, Klebsormidiales, Klebsormidiaceae.
AUGCCGCCCAACGUCGAGUGGAUUCGCAACGACAUCGACCGCCUCAUCCCCUUGCUGGAGAAAAAGUAUCCAAACAAGGGCACACUAUGCAAUAAAUACACCCCGUUGAUGACCGUGUCCAAACAACAGGGGUGGAUGGAGUCAUACAACCGAUACUAUCAUAGCUUCUUGAUCGCAAAAACAGCGCAAAUCUCUCAAGCAGGAUCGCAAAAAGCCACCCAAAAGGAAGAAACGAAUUGGAUCGACAUGGGCGAGAUCAAACUGAAGAUGGAAGAGCUAGGAAGGCGCAUAAGACGCCAAAUCCUCCCCGAGUUCCGCGCGAGCCGGAGACCGCUCGGUCAAGACGAGGUGAAGUGUGUUUUUCAACACCUCGUGCUGGCAGCAAACGUCCUCGAGCCCCCCAAACGACGUGAUUGGGGUAACCUUCCAAUUCGGAAGCUGGACGGCACCUUCUACAAUGAAGCAGCGAAGGCCCUAUAUGAAGAGUUUGGCAACGAACUGGUCGAGAAAGCCACCGAUACAUAUGUCAUGGUCCUGAAGACGUUCAAAACUGCCAAAAAGUUCGGUUUGCAGGAGUUCGAGUUGCCAAAAAGGCUCUCACACUACAUCCAGCGCUCGAUUGAGCUAGUUCCCAGGGCCUAUUUUGUGACUUUGCUGAGCGACCUCGGCCAGCCCAUGGGGGAUAAUUAUUGGACGCAGUUCAUUCGAGAGAUUCCAUUUUCCAAGGGCCGCCACCUCACGACGAACCAUCUGCGGCACGUUUUCGUGACCGAUAGAUACAACAAAGACGCCUCACUCUCCGAUCGACAGUCCGUUGCUGGAGAGAUGAUGCAAACGACCAACGCCACUUGCUCUCUCAAGCCUACCAUCGACGCGCCUGCACUCGAGACCCCUGAGGCGGAACCCUCCGCGGAGGAGGCAGCGACCCACGGCGCCCAUGAUAUCCGGCUGGUGUCCACUCCCCCAUUGGACAUCAAGCAAGAGAUUCUGCGCCUUGCUGACCAUGGUUUGUACGGAAUCCCGGUGCACAUCACAAUCGACUCACGAGGCAAGAAGCGGAGCCGGUUCCCUUCCACUUACAAACACAUUGUCACCGUGGGCGAUUGGCAGGAACACAUCGGCGCAGUGCUCGAUGCAUUUGAAAACCCCAAUGGAGUGGCCAUACUGAUCGGCACAUUUGUCAUCGAUAUCGACGUGGGAGAGAGCAGUGAUAAGAAGUCGGGGAUGGACUAUUGGCACGGGCAAGUGAUGGAGCAUGGGGAGCCUGAGACACUCUCUGUUCGCACAGGCUCCGGAGGCCUCCACUACUACUUUCGGCUCGAUGAAACGACCGGCUUGCAUGAAACUACCAACUUUGCUGGACUCACGCUCGAUGUGCAAAAGUUCGGCGUCGACGGACGCGGCAUGGGAGGGGUAAUCUUUGCACCGCCAAGCACGUAUGGAGAUGGAACGGAUCGCGAGUACACGUGGGUGACCGAAGACAAUGGUAAGAUCAACGGUAUGCCCCCGUGGCUUGUGAGCUUGAUCAACCGAGGGCGCGCCUCGGAAGGGGUCUUGAGGCAUGCAAAGGGCCGAGUGUCUCAUGACAAGGAAGUCGAUCUCGAGGAGAUCGAGCCAGAGGCCGUCGACGACGCAGAGGCUGGCGGGCCUGCAACCAAGGCGGCUCCGGGCUCGGCACACGAGGAAGUGAAGCAAUUGGUGAGGGAGAGAGGCAAGGAUCGCCAUUCUUUCUACACCGGCUCGACCGUCCUACCGGACGGCAACAGAUCCUUUCAGUUCAGGGUCAAGGGGUCGCGCCAAUGCUACCUGGGAAAAUUGCACAGAGGGUCCAACAACUUUACGGUGAUUCAAGGGUGCACCGGUGAUUUCCAGGAGUUGUAUUACAAUUGCUUCGGGUCCGGUUGCUAUGGGAGCAAGCCGAAGCUGCUGGGACGUCUCACGAUAGCGGGUGCUCUUGAGCAAGCUGGGGGUGGUGCUUUUGGACCCAAGGACCAUCAGCCGUCGAGCCUCACUAAGCUGGCCGCUAGGUUCUCCGACCCGUUCAUGCUGUCAAACGUGAGUAGUAAGAGCGAUUUUGGUAGUGCUUUGAUAUUCAGCAAACUUUUCGAGCAUGACAGGCGGGUGGUGUACGACUCGGGGAGAUUCUGGACUCCCGGGCCUCGGAGAGUGCGGACGAAGAGCGAGAAGGGCGUCUUGAAGGGCAUUCAAAAGGCGGAGAAGGCUAUCAUGGCAGACUUCGACAUGGAGAUGAAGAAGAUACCCGAACCGGUGUGGCGUGGGGCAGCGGUCGAGUCUGUUCCCAUCGCUCAAAGGUGUCAGCACUCAGAAGGGGCCGCCACGCCGCACCUUCUUAUGCUCGAUGGAGCGCAUAUUGCAGUCCUCGAAGAGACUGAGGACUCGGAUAUUUACAAUGGAGCAUCGGUGAAGGCGAUCGCGUCCGGCGAUGGGAGCAUGACGGUAAGGGGGUUGCACAAGGACCCCGUCGAGGUCACCAUGAGGUGUUUGCCGAUCAUAUGCACCAACUCAUUGGCAAAGUUCAACGCAGGAGAUACGGGCACCCUCAAUAAGCUGAGGAUUUUUCCGUUUGAGCACGAAUUCGUUGAGAAUCCGAGGCCUGGAACCAACCAGAGAUUACGAGACACCGAUCUCAUGGAUAAGAUCAAGAGCCCCGAAUGGAGGAAGCAGAUGCUGGCUUGGUUGGUGCGUGGCAGCAUGAUGUGGUACGAGCGGGGCACUCUACCGACGGUCGAAGAGUUGCCUGCGGCCAUGGGCAAGGCGCUCGAGAGCUACUCAAAUGACAACGACCACUUUGGGAACUUCAUCAUGGACAGAUGCAUCAUACAGCCGAGCGAGAGGUGCCACGUGAGGCCACUAAAGGAGGCGUACGAGAUGUACAUGGGCAGGCUCCAACGGCCCAUGAUCGAGAAUGACUUCAAGACAUUGAUGCGGACACUCAUUCCGAAUGGGGUCGUGUACUCGCUCGGAGUAAAAAUCAAACGAAUCAACAGCACUGGAUACAAAGGUAUAGGUCUGCUCGAGCCGACCGAAGAAGAGUCGGAAGAGGAACAAUAG